AUGGGCUCAGGUCUAGUCCAUCGCUCAAACCAACCUGACAGCUGAGCGCCCCCAUCUCCUGCGACCCGUUCACUCAGCCAUCCGGGACGCCCUUUUGGGCAUCCCGGGCUCCAGCAGGAGGCUUUCGCUGGGGGCCUGGUGCAGCUGUGGUUUUGGAGGAGGGACUGUGGCGCCAGCAGCAGCAGCGGGGGAGGAGGAGCCGGAGCGGGAGCCGUCCCGGCGGAGCUGCUGCCGCGGGCCGGGAGAGGGUUGUCGCCUCCCCGUCCCCGCAGGGAGCGGUUCCCUCGCUCUGGUCCCUGCUGUUCCCCAGGUUUGCAGCAAUGGUAAAGGAAGAUGUAGACAACAGUGAAGAUUCUGAGCCAUCAGUAAAUGAGAGGAAUGGCAUGAUUCCUAUGCACGAGCAAAGCGAGCAGGGACCAACAGCAGAUGCCAAAGGUACCGAUGGGAAUACACAAACAGAAGAAACUGCUCUCUUGAACCACUGUGCUCAGCAACCUCCAGAGCCAACAGCAGGGUCUUCAAUACCUGGGAGAACAUGGAGGCAAAUAUUUGCUUGUCCUCCUCAGGGUUUACUGGCCCAAACAGUGACAAAUGUUGCAGUCGUGGUCCUGGUUUGGGCUGUGGUUUGGUCCAUAACUGGGGCUGAGUGUCUCCCAGGUGGAAAUCUGUUUGGAAUUCUGUUUCUUUAUUUUUUUGCUGUCAUUGGAGGUAAAACAUUUGGACUCAUCAAAAUACGAACGCUACCCCCUCUCCCUGCUCUUCUGGGGAUGCUGCUUGCUGGUUUCCUAAUCCGAAAUACUCCGUUCAUUAGCGACUUUGUCCAGAUAAACGUACGCUGGUCUGCAGCACUGAGGAAUAUUGCUCUUUCAAUUAUCUUGACACGAGCAGGACUCGGCCUGGAUCCAAAGGCUCUUAAGAAGCUCAAAGCAGUCUGUUUACGGCUUGCUUUUGGACCGUGCCUCUCAGAAACAUGCAUAGCUGCUGUUCUUGCCUACUUCCUCCUGCAUUUGCCGUGGCAGUGGGGAUUUAUAUUAGGUUUUGUUAUAGGUGCAGUCUCCCCUGCUGUGGUGGUUCCCUCAAUGCUGAUUUUACAAGCUGGGGGAUAUGGGGUGGAGAAAGGUGUCCCAACUUUGCUAAUGGCAGCUGGCAGCAUUGAUGACAUUCUGGCUAUCACAGGCUUCAACACUUGCCUUGGGAUGGCUUUCUCCUCCGGUUCUACUCUGUACAACGUGCUCCGCGGAGUGCUGGAGGUUGCUGUUGGCGUAGCAACUGGGGGGAUUCUGGGAAUGUUUAUUCGGUAUUUCCCAAGCCGUGAUCAGGCAUCUCUGGCAUGGAAGAGAUCAUAUUUUGCACUUGGAUUGUCCAUGUUUUCUGUUUUUGGCAGCAUCUACUUUGGCUUCCCUGGAUCAGGAGGACUCUGCACAUUAGUCUUAGCCUUUAUCGCAGGUGUGGGAUGGGCUGAUGAAAAGAGGGACGUAGAAAAAAUUGUGGCAGUUGCAUGGAAUAUCUUCCAACCUUUUCUCUUUGGUUUAAUUGGAGCAGAAGUAUCUGUUACAUCCCUUAGGCCUGAAACAGUUGGGCUCUGUGUUGCUAUAUUAGGCAUUGCCCUAGUUGUGCGAAUCAUAACAACGUUCCUCAUGGUGUCUUUUGCUGGGUUUAAUUUCAAGGAGAAAGUAUUUGUCUCACUGGCAUGGAUGCCCAAAGCUACUGUCCAGGCUGCAAUAGGUUCUCUUGCCCUGGAUACAGCAAGAAGACAUCAAGAUGAGCAACUGGAAAAGUAUGGAAUGGAUGUACUGACAGUAGCUUUCUUGGCUAUCUUGAUUACUGCUCCAAUUGGAGCCCUGGUUAUUGGCUUGGCAGGGCCCAGACUUUUGCAGAAGGCUCAGACAAAUAGCAAGGAGGAUGAGGAAGGUGCUGAGGCUGGAGAAGAAGCAGAGGCCUGUGAACCUUCGUGAGACAGACAUCUACAGGAAUACGGUCCUUCAACCCUUACACUUUUGUUGAGUAAACAUGGCAUGUCUGUAAUCUCGCUGGAGGAAACUAAAACAAGUAUCAGUUACAUCUGCUAUUUUUAAAGCAGCCCUGGUAGAGUUCUGUAAAAUAUUUUUAUGUGUGGAUGGUGCCUUGAGAUGAAAUAGCUGAACAUAGAGUGAACAGGCUGACCAGGCAGUGAGUCACUCGGCAGUCAACAGUUACUCAAAAUGUGUGGGUGGUGAGGCCAGGGAGAGGGUUAGAAUUGUUCAGGCAUGGAGUGGAGUCAUGAGUUGGAAUACAAACAGAAGAAAACAGAGACUAAUGUGAAUAACUUCUUGAUGCUUGAAACUGGGCUGUGAGAUGACAAGUUCAAUAGCUCAAAGAAAGCAACUUCCAAAUAAGGGACUGCUGACACAUACUGAACAAGUCCUGCCAAGAGUUGGUGAUUCCCUCUCCUUCCUCAUUUGUGUUUCUAAAGCUUGCCUUUUCCUACUGCUGUUCUUUCUCACAGCUGAUGCACUCCUCUGUGCCUUCAGGGGACUGUCAGAUCUGGUCAGUGCAAGAAACAGCAAGUGGUACUUCUGUGCUAAAAGAGACAGUUGGGGCCCUCACAGACUGUGGUAAUACAGGUGUUGGCGCUGGGAGAAAAAAGGACAGAGUUUGAAUAUGGGAUUGUGGGGAGGUUAUAAGAAAUGUGAAAGGGUUGUAUGGGACUGGGAAAGCUGCUUCUUCACCUGUGUACCUCAGCCUUCACAGAUGAUGUCAAGGGAGGGAAAGCCAGCUCUUUGGCCACUGAGAGUGGCUGUGUUCUGGUGCUGGCCCCUGUAGGACAGAUGGGAGAGCUCUUCACAGGUAGGGUUUGCUGACAGGGCAAGGCCUCAGCUCCUUCUAGGGAACUCAGCAAUAGCAGUAUACUUCUCCUCACCAAGAUUCAUGGGCCAGCUGGGAUCUCCUGUUGCCUUGUCCUAAUACCCAUCUGGCUGAGAAAAUGCUAUGACUGGGUCCCUCUCACAUCUGCAUUUGGAUAACUGCAGCAAAGAAAACCAGGUAUUUGCUAAAAAUAUAGCCAGUUAGUGCUCAUUUUUCCAAGAGGCGGCUGGCUGGAUUGACUUUGGAGACUGGAGGAGUCUCAGAUUUGCCAGGGCAUUUUUUACUCCUGACUGAUGCAGAAGGCUAAUAUAAUGUAAAUGAACAGUCUUGAAAACGGCAGUGCAGAGCGGGAUGAUACAAAGCAAAACGAGCCUCAUUCUCACCUGCUUUCAGAAAGGCUGCUGGGGGAAGGCAGGUGUCAUGAGUAAGCAGUGUUUAGGACACAGCACUAGCACCGUCUGCAUGUACACACAGAUCCUGUGGGUCUUUCCAGAAACACAGGAUGUGUGUGGCUGUGGAUCAUGAUAAUGACUGGCAAUGCUCAUGUCGAAUUUGAUCUUUUUGAGAAAGCUUCCUGAGAAAUAUUUAAGGUUCAUAGCCUGCAAUUCCAGCACAGUGAUAAAAAUACCAGGAAAUUCUUUGGCAAUUUUUCCUCUAACAGUUGUCAAGUACACUGUUGUUUUUUUUAUUAUACACACUGCUGUUCUCUCUGCUUCCUUGGGAAUGUACCAUCUUUAGUUCAGUUCAUGUUUGGCUCCUGACCUGAAAAGAUGCUUUCAAACUGUGCAUGAAUGGUUAAGGGUGCUGCGCUUGGUGGUUAUUGUGUCAGCCCUUGACUUCUGUGCCUGUUCUGCCCACUUUCCAUGGCUAAGGGAAGUUCCUUAAAUAAGGGUGGUUUUAAUAGGAGGUUGUUGUAUUUGGAAAUUGUGACGUCUAUAAACCUAACUCACAAGGUGAGGGAAUGCAGUGCUCAUAAGUGAGCAUAAGUCUGUAAAAUAAUUCCACUUGAGUAAAACUUAAAGGAGUUCACUUUCUCAUAAAGUUUUAUAAAAAGCUGAAUCCUCCCACAGGGAUCACUAUGCCAAAUUUGGAAUCCGGUCAAUAACAGAAGUGUGAUGUUGUAAGGAUUACAGCCAUUUAAAUUUGAGACACAACCUUAAGUAUGCAACCUCUGACAAAGAGCCUUUGAUCAUGAUAACCUCUAAUACAUCCUCACUGCCAUAACAGCAUCUCAUAAAUCAGAUUUACCAUGUCCCCUUAACCUCAAUGUACUCUCAAGUUAUGCAUUAGAUCACUUCCACCAUUCUGAGUGCCUGAAUAGCUAUACCAAAGAAAAGUGUGAUCUUCUUUGCUAAUCUAAAUGAAAUGGAAUGCAUUUUUCUUUCUUUGCUACCUGAUGUGGAUAUUUCUUACAAGACUCCUGUCCCCCAGCUUUAUUAAAUGUUCAAAAAGAUUCGGGUUGAAGCUAUUACAUAGACCUGCAGAUCUAAAAAUAAAAGCAUUAAAGCUUUAUCAUGCUCUUCUCCUUGCCUUCUGGAAAGGAAGAAAACACCUGCAUCUUGUCAUGAAAAGGAAUCUUAUAUGAGGACUAAGAACCUAAGAUAUUUUGCUUUUUAAUAAGUAUCAUGACAAUUUCAGCAGAUUUUAAAUAGCAGUUAACUUGGAGAGAUAGGAUUUCAAUUUUUAGCUUUUUAUGUGGGUCUAGACCCACAUUCAAGACCACCUCCCUUUUAACAAAACACCAUGGAAAUCAUUAAUGAAUAAUGCAUAAAUUCAAGCCAACAGCACCUUUACGCCAUGCCAGUCUCUUAUUCACAGGAAGUAAAAUUAGAGCCCAAGGUGCAGUAGCUGAUAACCAGAGGAAUCCUGCUCUCAUGCAGACACAAUCAUAGGCAUAGUGUGGGAGAGCGCUGAACGUGCCGUUCCAGAAGGUUCAGAAGAACCUCUGCAGCAGAAGGUCUGACAGCACUCCUGGCAGCCAGCACUGGGCAGAGUUACAGCAGGCAGCAUAUGGGAGAAGACAGAAAUUGGCCAUCUGGAAGCAGGGAAUUGCACAGGCCAAGGGAUGCAGCGAUAAUGUAAUUAUAAUCACUGCUUACUCUCUCUUUUUCAGCCCAACAGCUUUUUAAGGAAUUUAGGCUGAAGCCUGAAAUUAACUGUGAAACAGUCAUGGUGUAAUACAGCCACAAAACAAGGAAUGACAGUUUCUGCAUUUUGCUUUUGUAAUAAACAGAGUGAAAGAGA
Myiozetetes cayanensis is the source of this 5088-nucleotide messenger RNA. It is a transcript of the gene SLC9B2, whose product is annotated as solute carrier family 9 member B2. Gene Ontology annotation, molecular function: antiporter activity. The coding region runs from base 321 to 1955 and encodes 544 amino acids. The record is from RefSeq and is a predicted model, not a curated record. NCBI's taxonomy places the organism in Eukaryota, Metazoa, Chordata, Aves, Passeriformes, Tyrannidae. Gene Ontology annotation, cellular component: membrane. The transcript is spliced from 12 exons. Gene Ontology annotation, biological process: proton transmembrane transport.